This is a messenger RNA of Anopheles moucheti, 12930 nucleotides long. It is a transcript of the gene Usp10, whose product is annotated as trithorax group protein osa. Gene Ontology annotation, molecular function: cysteine-type deubiquitinase activity. Gene Ontology annotation, cellular component: NELF complex. The transcript has 10 exons. NCBI's taxonomy places the organism in Eukaryota, Metazoa, Arthropoda, Insecta, Diptera, Culicidae. The record is from RefSeq and is a predicted model, not a curated record. Gene Ontology annotation, biological process: protein deubiquitination; negative regulation of transcription elongation by RNA polymerase II. Bases 1452 to 6821 code for a protein of 1789 amino acids.
GUCGAAGUGCAAGGAAAAGCAGAUUUUUUCCACUACCCGAGGAUUGCAAACCGUUCGCAACCCAGCAGCACCCGUGACGGCCCCACCGGGGUUGAGAACUGUUCCGGAAUACCGUGUCCUAACGAGCGGAACGAGUUCCUCGGUUCGCCUAACUUGGCAGACGGAGAGUGCGAUUGUGCUAAUGUGUGUAGUGUAAAAAAAGGAAGCCGACUUCAACUUUUCGUGCAGCAACCGAGUUUGGUUAGUGUACAUGGUGUGUGGCAUAAGAAACCCGUCUGUGGAAAUAUUUCCCAAUCGCAGUAAUCCGUUUUUCAAAACACGCGGCAUACGGCAAGGAGCGUAUGAGACUUCGUCGAGAUCUUUGGUAACAGCGACAAGAAAGUGAAAAAGCAUCGCGUUUGAUAAAACGGCGUGAACGGGCUUCCAUCCAAAGUGGUGUGAAAAUUCGGCGAGUUGCCACCUUCACUGUACCGAAGGACGACUAACGUUAUUAUUGUGGGUGUACUAUCUGUUGUGUUCUUUUUAUUUUCGGGUAAACUUCGCAAGAAGAAGUAGUGUCCCAUAAUCUUUCGCAUAUGGUGUUCAGUCACCAUCGUGUUCAGGAUAGUGUGUGUGUGUGUGUAUAUGUGUUGCGUACGUGUUACGAUAGUGUGAAGUGUGUGCGGUGUAGUGAAGUGAAGGAAGAAAGAAGAAAUAGCCCCACUUCACCGUAACCGGAACCGAGACCUAUUCGCACGGACAGCAAGCAAAUAUAUUGCCGAAGAAAAUUCGGUUCCCUUUUUCACACAACCAAGCACCACCUACUCUUCUCACGCGGGCCGCAACCCUUCGUUAAACAUAUUCCAGAAGAAGUUCGUGUAAAACCCAUCAGUCCAUCAAUACAGUGUGCAACUGAGCUGUUGAUACGUUACGCAUGCAAAGGCAGAUAGUGGAAGACGGCAAACAGUAUUCGGAGGAGCCUUGAAACAGAGCUGGCACAUUUCUGCAGCAGUCCGCGUGCAUAGGUCAUUGUGAUGUGUUGAUUGGUGGAGCGCAUCAAGUAGGAUCACUUCGAUUUGCAAACCUUUCACAACACAGCACAAAAGAGAGAGGAAAAGCCCAAUCCCGGCAACGUUUUGCAGUGGUGACGAAUGUCUUCGUCAUCGUUUUCAGCUCAUCCUUCUAACUACCGCCCUCAUUAUCAUCAUCACCGCCAACAGCAGCAACACUCUGCAUCGGCCGUACGGACGGCGGAUGUACUGUUUCGUUCGUCUCCAUGCGAUGGAGCAGCAGCUUGAAACGUAAACGAAGGCAACAGCAGUAGUGCGUGCGUCGUCGAUACCGAGAAGGUCCCCGCUAGUGGAGAACAGUGGAUCGGUUUUUCGAUCCAGUCGACGGCCACGAGCGUCGCAGGAGGAGGAGGAGGAGGAGGAGAAGUCAUAGCACGGACUUCCGUAGUAACGGCUGCGACUAUGCCUCCACACACCAACAAUCCGCAUCACCUGCAGCAGCAACAACCACAGCCGCAACACCAGCAGCUAGGUUCGGGCACAAACAAUCAACCAGCGACAGGAGGACAGCAGCAGCAGCCCGGCCAAGGAGGUCCACCUCAACCACAGCCCCAUAAUGUUGGUGGUAGAAACGGUGGUGGGAACGGUGCGGGUGGCGUCAACAGUACAGGCGAUACCGGCGGACGAAAUGCUGACCGGGAGAACGGCAAUCAGCAAAUGCAGCAACAGACCGUUCCCGUGUCUAAUCCGCACCAGCAGCAAAUGGUACCGCACAUGUACACCCCGAUACCGGCCUCGGCUUACAUCCCACCGGGACCGCACGGAAUGUAUCCGGUACAGAUGUUGCAACCAUCGGGAGCACAGGUGCCGAACAAUGUAUUCGUUGGAAAUUUAACUGCGAACGUGAGCGUUCAUGGAUAUCCGGCGAUAUCACCGUACCUAGCAACGACAACCGCACCGCAAGGUGCUUACAUGCAAGCGGAUGUUGGGGCCGGUCCCGAGAUGCAGCUGAUGCCACCGACACCGGUAACGAUGCCAGGACGGGGCACGAUGCGGCGCGGAGGGCGAAACAACCGGGGCGGAAAUAAUUCUCGCUCGCGAGGAGGCUACGUGCCGCAUUAUAUACAGCAUCAGCAGCAACAAUCAUACCAUCACCAACAUGCCCAGAGCUACCAUCAGGGUCUCCAGCAGCAGCAGCAGCAGCAGCAACAGCAGGGUGUAUUGCAACCGCUGUCACACCACCAGGGCGGACAGCCCCCGAUGCAGCAUCAGGUUCAGCAGCAACAGUCCCAGCAGGGUCAAGGUGGAGGUCAGCAACAAACUCCUCCUACUUCUGUCAGUGGAGGAGGUCAGCAAUCGCAGCAAAUGUCGCAGCAACAACCAUCGCAUCCUCCGCAACAACACACGCCCGAGCUGAUGCACAUCGAAGCACCACCGAUGAUGGGUGCUGCUGGAGCACAGUACGGUAAUCUGCAUGGUGGUUUCUAUUUUCUGCCACCGAUGGCUCAACAUGCCACUGGUACACCGCUGUUCAUGGCCGCCCCUCACAUGCAGAUGUACUACAAUGCACCCCUGCAUGGUUAUCCUAAUCUAGUGUAUCCGUCCUACAUCCCAUCGGAAUAUCAAUUGUACGACGACGGUAAAGGUGAUGACGGAAGUGGUCCGCAUGGUAGCCAAGGUCAAGGCCACGACGAUCCAGGUGUACAUCCGGGGGCAGCAAUGUGGCCCCAACCCCCACACAUGGCGCUUGAUUAUCAUCCGGAAACGGGUGAAUAUCUGCCCGUACACGAAGAUGAUGGAAGCGGCGCAACGGGUGGAAUGUUAGCGCAGGGUCCACCGCCCCCUCAGGCGAUACAGCCCACGAUGGGUCACGUGCUGGAUCCGAACGUUCCCGGUUUCACGAUGCACACUAUGACACCUGCUCCGGUCGUUUCGAUGGCUGCACCUGAGGAAUAUGGUAUGCAACAACAACAACAACAACAACAGCAGCAGCAUGUAGGGGCAACUUCUCUACCACCGGUUGAGGAUUACAACGGAAACGGUAACAUUCCGGCGAGCUCCAAUGCAACAUCUACCAUGCACUCUCCGCUAGGGGUUACCUCGGUCGCACAGCACAACCUGGUGGGGGGAGGAGUUCCGCAACCAGAGGAGAUGAUGGUUAGCGGUGGGUACAUGGUUCCACCACAGCCGAUGGCGAUGGAUGGAUCGACGGAGGUGUUGAUGGUGGCACCGGAUCAGCAUCAACAACAGCAACAGCACGGUCCAGCAUCUGGAGUUUUACCGUCGCCAGCCAUGGCCAUGGACGGUGGUACCCAACCAAUGAACAACAACUUCAUCGUUGAUCCGCAGUACAUACAAGCGCAUCCUCCACCAUCGCAUCAUGCUCCAAUACAACCAACGCCUCAUCAACAGACAUCUCAUCAGCCCCAACAAUAUCAACAGGUUCAACCGCCACAAGGAGCUGUUCUGAGUAUGACGGACUCUCCACCAUCAACCACCAAUCAAACUUUCCAACACACGGGUUCAAGCAUGGCAACAUCGACAGUAGCUGGUGUUGCUAGUAAUAUGGUUGAUGGUAACGAAAAUGAUUCAAACAACAACAGCAGCCUCAACCACAAAUCCGACAUCAAUACCUCACCGAAGCUCGUUGACGCCGUUGUAAUGACGAACACAUCGCCACUGCCGUCCACUGUAAAUGUUAGCACCGCUACAUCAACUCCCCAGCAAAACGAGCGAACGUCGCCGGCGAUGGCGGUUCAGCGGGGAGUAGAAAACACCUCUACCACGAAACAAGCGAAUGUAUUAUCCAAUGUGCCAAAUCAGGGAUAUCAACAUCAGCAGCAACCACAUCAACAGCCGCUACCAAUUCUUGGAUAUGCUGCCGCUGUUGCAUCGCAGGCCCCUGCAUCAAGAAGUCGCUCCGAGCAUCAUCCGGAUUUCGUGAAGGGUACUCAUGAACGAAUGGAGAAACUCACGAUAAAGGAACAGGAACAAAGGCGUACGGCGGCUGCAGCGGCAGUGGUUGGUGGUGGAGUAAAUCCACAGCGUAGCAGUGCCUCGCAAUCGGCAGGGCAAUCUAAUACAGGAAGUGGGUGGGUCAAUAACAGCGGCGUGGGACCAAAGAAGGGUACCGCCUCGGUUUCAGUUUCAGCGAUACCGAACAAGGAGUUCCCCAGUUCGGCCAGUCAUCAGAAUAAAAACUCAUCCCCGGUGCCGUUCACAACACUGGUUGGAACCGUAGCGACUUCAUCAUCAUCGAUUACCUCGUCAACUUCACUAGCAUCUAGUAAGCAAGCACAGCAGCUGAAACCGUUUCCGGAUCACAACCAGCGCCCUUCGAGUGCCGCACACGGCGGUAAUUCCUCGUCGGCAAGCGGAGUAAGCAGUGCCAGUGGCGGACAGACCGGAGUCGUUCCACCUCAGAUGGAGUCGAAGAAGGUGGAGGCGAUCCCGCAGCGGUCUGUACCAACGACAGCGUCUGCGACUGUAAUGGCGAGCUCGGUCGGAGCUGCCGACCCGGCGAAACAACACGCAUCCGGGGAAGUGGUAAUUUUACCUAGGCCGUCUGCUACAUCAACUACCAUAUCUACUAAUACUAACACGGUAAAGUCUGCGACCAAAGCACCGGUUGUCAUUAACCACCCACUAAACAUACCGCCACCCGAUCAUCCAUUAAACAUUCCACCACCUAUAAUUGUGCCCCCGCCACAGAUACCACCCGGUGCUGCACCGCCGCAACCCAACAAAACCUGGGCCAGCCUGUUCCAAACGUCGUCUUCAUCAUCUGCGUCCGCGGCUUCUGCAUUGUCGUCUUCGGCGUCAUCGGUUUCUGCGGCAACAGCAGCGCAAGGAACAGCAUCGGCAGUCUCUGGAACUUCAGCAGCUUUGUCCACGGGAUCGGUCGGACAGACAGCACCACAAGGUAGCACAUCUACUGGUACAGGCGCUACUUCGUCUCAGCAUUACGUUACAGGAUCGUCUGGAGUUAAUUUUGUGCCCUCCUCCAACCGACCAACAACAGCGCCGGCGGGUGGAACUACAGCUACGUCAGUAGCUGGUGGUAAUCCUCCGUCUAGUGCCGAUGUGUCUACAUCGAGUGCAAAAAAACCGGUGGCUAAGGUGCAACCGUAUGAAAGAAACCAUCAGACGUCGUCAACAACAAGUGCACCGAUGUCCUAUUCAUCUGCUGCAGCUUCUACGCCAGCCAGCGGUACAACAAGCUCUACUCAGAUGACGUCCGGCAAAGGAAAAGUUACGCAAACAGCUGUAUCGAAAAAGCCAUCAUCCACUGAUGCAACAUCAGCUGCUGGUGCGGCUACGUCCAUCGGAGAUCAGAAGGACGAUUUUUCUCUGAAGUUUGGGGAUUUUCUCACUGGGUACAGCAUUGACAACAGUAGCACAAGCAUAACUCCUCGUGGUUUGAUCAAUCGAUCUAACUAUUGCUACAUUAACACUAUACUGCAGGCGCUAGUGGCUUGCCCACCGUUUUAUCAUUUGAUGCGAACAAUUCGUCAUCUGCCAGCUGCGAAAAAUUCCAAGCAUCCGAAGCCGUUCAUCGAUGCCAUGUGUUCGUUGGUGAGUGAAUUUUCACAGCUUCCAAUACGGUCGAAGCCGCAGCGUGGAGAUAAGGGCAAGAAGGACGAAAGCCCGGAAAUACAAGUCGACACACCGUUCGAACCGACCGUCAUUUACAAGAUGCUGAAUGGAAUUCGCUCGGACAUGUUCCAAAUCGAAGGACGGCAGGAAGAUGCGGAAGAAUUCCUUGGCUGUGUUUUAAAUCGCCUUAACGAUGAAAUGAUAGAGUUCAUGAAGUUGGUUAAAUCAGAGCAAGGUAAUGUGAAUGGUGAAGAACCAUCCAAUGGCGAGAUACAUGGCGACGAGGACGCUGAUGAUUGGAUGCUUAUUUGUGGUAAUCGCAACAAGGGUACAGUGACACGUACCACCGAUUUCGGACAUUCGCCGAUUAGCGAUAUUUUCCGAGGCAAAUUACGAUCCCGCGUUCAGCGCGAUGGUGUGCCACCGACCUACAACAUACAACCGUUCUUCACGCUUCCCUUGGAUAUAGAGAAAGCAGCAUCUGUAAAAGAAGCUCUAGAGCAGCUGGUAGGUCGUGAUGAACUAGAGGGUGUAACGUGUUCGAAAACAAAGCAGGAAGUAGCCGCCUGGCAGCAAGUAACGCUGGAAGAACUACCCGUGGUUUUGAUUCUCCAUCUAAAGUGUUUUGACUACAAAAUGGACGGAUGCACCAAGAUACUAAAAACGCUGGACUUCCCGAUAGAAUUGAAGAUCGAUUCAAAACUGAUGUCCUCGAAGGGUAAAAGUUACUCAGCCAAGCAGAAGCAGUAUAAACUGUUUGCGGUUGUAUACCAUGAUGGCAAAGAAGCGUCCAAAGGACAUUAUAUUACCGAUGUGUAUCAUUCCGGUUACGGUAGCUGGAUUCGUUACGAUGAUAGUACCGUCAAACCGAUACCGGAGUUUAAUGUUUUGCGACCCCGUGCGCCACGAGUACCGUAUCUGCUGUAUUAUCGCCGAAUGGAUACCCAGAGUCAUGGUCCGAACAGUGACCGUGGUGGUGGUGGUGAUGGUAUUGGAGGAAGUGGAGCUAGUGGAGGUGGUGGAGGCAGUGGCCGCGGCGGCUCAUCCCAUUCUAACGCUUCCGAAAGAAAUGAUCGGCAAAAUGUUCAUUACCAUCAGAGCAACGAUCACGCCCGUGGAACAAGUGGUGGCGGCUACGGUGGUAACAGUGGCUACGGAAGUGUUCAUGCAAAUAGUGGUGGAAGCCAUUACGGAAGUGGGGGACAGGGUAACAGUGGCCAUUACAGUUCUAAGUAAAAUGAAACAAAAAACACUUCACAGCGAAGUAGAGGUAUCCUGUCGAUCGAUAGUGCUAAAACGAUCGAGUGUUUUUUUUUUCUAGUAAGUUUCGGGACGCUAAAAUAAAUACACACAAGAAGUUCUGUGCGUGAUUACGGCUGGAAGCCGUUGUAAACUCGUGUGCUAGAACCGUCAGAACGUUUUAAACAUUUGACGAUCCUUGGGCAGUUCAUUGCACACAGUGUUAGCUGCUAAUGACGCUGUGCAUGGUGUGUUUGUUGCGUGUGUCGGUGUAAAGAAUCAAGUGCAGUGGAUGAUAGUGUCAAGUUACAUGCGACUAAGGAAACUAUUAUAAGAAUCAAGUAAGCAAACUGCUGCUGUGUAUCUUGUUGUGUAGAAUAAUUCCGGACUUGUUUUUUACCAUCUGUCUGAGACGGAAAUUCGUUAUGUUUGAAAAGACACAUGUAGUUGCUAUCGAAUAAUACUGCCACGCUCUCUAUCUUACAGAUGCGAAGAAUAAGUGGCUUCAUAGAAGAAGAAUAAGAAGGGUGACUGUCGUAAUAAAAUAGUAGGGGUGUGAACCUAAGCUACAGUUCAAUAUCGCCCAGGCAAGGCGUAAAAUCGAAUUAACAAAAAAAAACAAUAUUACUGCAAAAUAUGAUAGUACAGGAAAGUAGCAAAGAUAGGUAGGAGUUUGUUUUUGUUUUCAUGCAUAUACCAGUUUUCGUAGCGUAGUUUCAUGGAACAAUGUUCGGAAGAAGAAAAAGCACACUAAGUAAUGUCCCUAAUUAAACACAUAAAAUCGUUAAAGAAUUUGGAAGGCACGGUUGAAGGUGUCGUAAAACAUGUUAGGGAAAUAAUACAACCAAUAGAAAACGAAAGGCAUAAUAAACUCAUCUGCAAAUGCAUCAUGCUUACAUAUUAAAACCGGUACACAUGCAAACAAACUAGAUCAACACAUGGUGAAGGUGAUAGAAUCCAUUGCGUUAGCUACCGGCAAUAGGAGAUGCAAAACUUGUUCGGUAGUACACGAUACAAUUGCAAACGAGUCGUGCCGAGUCACUGAUGCUGUAGAUAUGAUUAAGUAUAGUUUUCGCAGGCGGCGUUAUGAUGUUACUAACACACGCUCAAUUAGUAACAGCUGUUCGAUUGGGAGGAAGUAGCAUGGGUUGUGUUUUGAUGCUGCAACAUUCAACUCAGGCUGCUUCCUCCCGAUGUCUCAGAAAAGCAACAAGCGGGUUAUAAAAAUCAUAAAACUAUUAGGGGUACAUGCAACGAGAGAAAGUACAAGCAAGCGGCCCACUGUUGUGGACAAUAUCUGACCGCCUUGUCGCAAACAAUGUUAAACUCGUUGUUAUCUAUUAAAACAAAAAAACAAAUCACAAAGAAACAAAUAAAAGCAAACACAAAGAGCGAACAAACGAAAAUAUGUUUCAAUUUGAAAGGAAUGGCAACCAUCUUUUCAAUCAUACUUUCGUAACAUGUGUGCUGCUCCAAUCCCCCCAACAACGCUUAUGGUAGUAAUUAUCUUAAACGUUUUCAUAGAAAUCAUCUCUGCCUCGGCAAAGUACGCUUAGAAGUGGACGACAGCGUAACAAAGAAUAAACUGUACAUAGUAAUGCAACUGUAUAAUAUGUAAGAUUAAUGAACAUAUAAUGUAAAAAAGAACUCACAUCUAUUCACCUUAACAAUAUUAUUAUCAUGUCCGGUGUAGAUAGAUGAGCGUAGUUCGUGCUAAAUUGCGCAUGUAGUAUAGGCUUGCAGAGAAACUUAUCUAAAUUUUGUUUUGGAGUAGGGUUCUUUCAUCCUUACGCAAAGCUUACAAUACAUCAAAUCAUACAAAAAUGGGAGAUAAUAAUUAAAUGUAAGACUGUUGUUGGAUGAUGGAUUAUGUUUCAAUUCUAUUAAAACAGUCAUCAGCUAAUGAAAAGCAACAAUAGGCAUACCACAUUGUUAUUUCCUUUAACAAUCGCUUGAAUUAUCGCCGAUCGGCCAUAUUCGGUUGUGUUUUGGUGAUUCGAUUAAAUUGAGUUUUUUUUUCAGUUUAUGGUUUUUGGGAAAUAUUUUUACCUGUUAUUAUUCCCAAUGCAUACUGGGGGAAAAUAUGAUUCGAAGUGUUUUUCAAAAGUGUCUGUACGCCGCCGUUUGCGACUGUGCCAAUCGCAAUGUAACUAGUAUUGAAAUAAAUUACAAGAAACAAGCACUUCAGUAGGGACAAUUAAAUCUUUCAGUACGCCAGGAAGAAACGUAUAAUGGGAAUAAUAGAAGGCAGGUACUAAGUUACACAAAAAAAAAAACUUAAAUGUGUCCUCAUCAACCAAAUGCAUGUGUAAAUAUGCAUAAACUAGAGCCAGAGAAAUGGAGCGAGGAAGAGUAAGCAAACGCUUAUAAAUAGAAAGAGGGCUGUGUAUAAAGUUAAUCAUUACGGUAACACGAUAUGUAUUUUGUAAAAUAUAAACAGCGAAGAAUCGCAACCACAUGAGAGUAGGGAAUAUAGGCAUUAUGUGUCUGCGGUUUGGCUUUGGCAUCAGUUUAGGUUGACUGAUUGGUUGAUUAUGUUUUAGGCUAGUCAUCACAGCUCUUCAUUAGCCACUCGCAUCGUUAUACUUUCGUUUGAUUUCGUUUUGUUUUGUGCGGUUAAGGUUUUCCUGUUUGAUAUAGUUGAAACAAUUUACAAAACUAAUUUCUACACACAAUUUCUAUAGUAUUUUGUGUUUUUCUUGGUUCUGUACCAUUGUCUUCGUUUCAAUGCUGUGUAUAUAAGGGUUUUAUAUACAUCUACCGUAGUAACAAAUUAACUUCCAGCGCUCAAUAUAAUCCUCCAAGAGAAAGGGCACCAGAAAAUGUGAAACCGAUAGAAAACGAUCGGACUAAAACAAUAAAACCAAUCGAUGUAUAGACCUGCUAAAGCAUAUGUAGUAUAUGGUGUAUGGAAUGGACAGCACUUACAUGUCGCGACCCUAUGAUGCACAUGAAAAAAAAUAGGUUGGAAAAAGGCGUAACGAACCACUCCAAAGUUUAAAUUGCGUGGAAAAUAGUAAACACUUUUUGAAUAAGCGCUUUAAAACCCAUCCCCCCAUUAUGGUUUUGUGUGUUGCAAACAUCUGAUUAAAAACAAAAAAAAAACAUGAAAUGUGUACACCCCACUCACACAAAAUCAACAUACUCAAACGUGUUAGGGAUGUUUGUGUUUGGAACGCUGGAUUGUUAACGACUUUUAAACGAUAAAAAAUAAUCAUCAUGACCCAGUCAUCUGUUAAGCAUGAUCAUGAUGAACACAACGCCGGAACCCAUGGAAUAGAGAGUAAUUUGUCGCGCUCCAUGGGAAAAGAUCCUUGUAGCGAAGCAACAUUAAUGAACUAGAAUGUGAUGCAGGGUAUAACUAAAUCCAGUAUACUAGCCAAAUAUGAAAGGAACGAUAUCGUCGUCCAGAAACCGAUAUGGCACGGCGGAGGCAACGCGCGUAGUACAUGUGCCAGACUGCUGCUACCUCACCCGUACAGUUGAUGGGAUGUGUGCACACGAGGUACAGAGUACGCAGUGAACACACACAACAAGGACGUAAACAAUCACAGCUGCUGUUAAGGUAGAAACGGAACUGGUUUGUAAUAGAAUUGACCUGCUUCCAUAGGUGUGUGUAAUGUAAAGAGGCAUAACAGGAAAGGAAAAUAUCACUCGAAUUAAGAGUGGUUUUCCCGUCGUAUAUGUCAAUGAUUUUGUCGUGCGCGUCCAGUAAGAAACAGGGAAUCGACAUUGAAAUUAUAGCUACAAGACCACAAAUACAGACAUUGGGCCUCUUUACCGCUGCAAACUCAUGUACUAGCAACACAGUACACCCUUAGUCGGAGAUUCUUGUUUGAAUGGUGGUGUAACAGUGUGUGAGUAGCUUAUGUGUGUGUGUUGUUUCGGAAGCACGAACCAAACCAUAUGCGCAUAAUAAAGUGCAACCAGAUUGUGCGCGCAGUAAUAUAUAAAACAAAAAUCUAUAUUUUAGAUAAGUGCACUUAUUAAUCGUAAAAAAAAAACGGAGCUAGAAGAAGGUAUACCGUCUCUGUGAGCGUCGUUGUUGUAGGAUGAUCGUAACAAACAAACCGAGGUGUGUGAAGGACUGAGUUGUUUUCUUUUUUCGGUGAUAAAACAUAAGUGGGAUAUAAAAAGGUAGUAUGUGGGGGUGCAGCAAGUGUGUGGGAGCGAAGAUCACGCGAUAGACUUGAAUAUUCUGAACCAACAUCCCGCUUUUUUAUUAACAAAGUAAGACCGUAGCAUCAUAAGCCGCGCGUUUGUGCGAGAGAUAUAGUGCAUGGAUGGGAAACAAGAGAGUGAACGUGUGUCUUAUUAGGGAUGGAAUGUUUCUUGCGUUUCCUUUCUUUUCUUGUUCGAUGCAGUAUACUGCAAAAUGCUUGUAAAUUCGGUAUCGGUUCAGAGAAGUAUAAGUUUAUUUGUGUGUGUUUGCUCUUCAAAAGCAAUUUCCUACAUUUCGUACUAGUGUGUAACGCUAAGAAGUAAGGAUUAACGUAUGCAUCAGUUUUGCUUUCUCUACUCUAUUCAUCUUCCCACUAUUGCCUAUCCCUUUCAUUAAUCGUUUGUUGGAUUAUUUGCUUUAGUUUUGUCUCUACUCUUGUUGUUUAAUGGGAUCGUUUGUAAAUAGUUGUGUAGGAUAACAAAGAAAACAAUUGUCGAGAAUGUGAAUUAUGUUGUCAAACGUUCUCACUGGAGGCGCGGAUAUUACGGUGACGGCAAUACUUGGAAUAUUCAAACCGCUCAAUCAUUCGAUGAAUUGCUCCUCCUAGUGCACAUCGUUUGUUUGCAUUGCCACGAUGCAGUUUACCCCUCUGUCUGUAUCCGUUAGGCGAAACGCUGUACGAUACAUCCAUUUGUCCUCAAUUUGUGAGACAAUUGCAGCAACUGUUGAUUUGUGUUUUCGCCCAUGUAUGUGCAUUGGUUUUUUGAAGUGUUUAGUUAACUAUCAUUAUCCUUAAACCUUUAUUUAUGAUUAUGUUUAUUUUUGCCUUGUUUUUUUUUCUUAUGCCACAUUUUUUGUUUGUUCAUGUAUCGUGUAACUAAGUGUAAGGGUUUAUAGAUACGUUUGAAGGAUCUACUAAAUCGACUGUAGUGGGGGCUCUCUGAACUGCUCACAAUCGGGGAAUGAAUGAUACCAUUGAAAAGAAUAGUAGGAAGUAGGACACUGUGUAACUAAUCCGAUAACUGGCAAAGCUGUAGCGUUAGUUUAACAAAAGAGAAACGCGAGUUAAACUCCUGCCGCAACAGUUUUAUCGUUAUCCUGUUGUGCAGGCAGACGAUGAAAUGGAGUAAGCUGAAACAAAAAAAAAACAACUCCACAGGAAUCCGUUAGGUCCACACUGUGUGAUAACGAUCGUGGAGAUGUGGGAAACGAUAGAAAAACAAAAUCAUAUUUUGCUUUUUGAAUUAUUGUUAGUGAAGCUUCUUUUCUAUCCCGGCUAACUCACGCGGAAACCUUCAAAAUAUUACUAAUCCGUGUGAUUCCUUGUUUUUCCUUCAACAGUCAGGUUCCUCUGGAUGAUUAUUGCGUGUCGGUAAUAAGAUUGGUUCAAUCAAUUGGUAUGACACGAACUGAAACCAAUAAAAGUGAAGAGAAAACAAAUGGAGAAAUACGUUAUGAAUCUCCACAUCUCACAGCUCUAGCGUAAUAGCAAAAGGAAUCCAGAACUUACAACAAAGCUUAGUUCCAAAAUCAAGGAUAGGAACAAAAGAAGUCCAGAAAGGAACACUCAAACAGUGCAAGUGAAAAAGACGUAUUCGUGAAGGUAGUAAUGUGUGCAAAGAGAAAUAAACAAACAAAAAAAAAUAAUAAAAGCAACAAAAAAAAAAACACUAAUAAAAAAGGUGCAGUAAUCACGAGAACUGUGUAUAAUUUAUAAACAUCAUCCCGCUAGGCAAAAGCUAAACAAACAAAAACGUAAUAAUUGCAAAAGAAUGUUGCAAAAUAUGUCCGGUUCAAAUGCGUUAGUAAUAGAAAUGAAGAAAAAAAAAACGGAAUGCAGUAAACAAACAAAGCGAAUGCAUAAUGGGAAGUAAAGAAGUAAAGCGGUAUAUUCUAUAUAUACACCAUUAUACAAAGUAAAAACAAAAAGAAAACAAAAAAAAA